GAACCUUCCGAUGCAGUGAAUUCCCUUAGUCUGCGCAUUGACAUUGGCCUUGCAAAUCCUGGCUCUGGCCCUGUCCUUGAUAUAUAUUCUCCUGCAUCUGUUGCUUAUAGUAUUCCUUUUAUUAAAGACUGUGGUGAAGAUGAACUUUGUGUCUGUGAUCUUGUUCUGAACGUUCAGCAGAAGGCAGAUGAUGGCAAACAGCAGUUUGUUGUCAGCAGCAAAACCAGAAGACUAACAUUCAAUGUGAAAUUGAGAAAUAAAAAGGAAAAUGCAUAUAACACCAGAAUCCAAGCUACAUUUUCAGACAACUUGUUUUUUGCUUCGUCAUCUUUACCGAGUGAUGGGACUGAAGUCUCGUGUCAGACGGGAACGGCACAAAGUACAGUCAUUUGCCAAAUAAGCUAUCCUGUUUUCAGAACAGGACAACAGGUAUCCUUUGAUAUUAGUUUUGAUUUUAACCUGAAAAAUCUUCAGAAUGUGGCAGUUCUAAGUUUUCAGGCAUUGAGUGAAAGUAAGGAAGAGCAAGAGUUGGACAACCAGGUCAGCUUAUCAAUUCCUUUGCGAUAUGAUGCAGAAAUUCACUUCACAAGGCUUGCCAACAUCAACUUCUAUGAAGUAUACUCUGGUCGUAACAUUCCUUCCACUGUGAAUAAUUUUGAAGAUAUUGGCCCCACGUUCAACUUCUCAGUUAAGGUAACAACAGGAAGUAUUCCAGUAAAGAUGGUAUCUGUAAAAAUCUAUCUUCCAGAAUUGACCAGCAAAGAAAACCCACUGAUGUACAUAACUGCAGUCACCACAGAUCAGGCCAGAGGUGUUACUUGUCAAGCUCAGAUAAAUCCACUGCAAAUAGGGAAAAGACCUUACUCUGCAUCUUUCACAAAAGAGAACGUCAGAGCUUCCAAAGAACUGAACUGUAAGAAUGUGAAGUGCAGCACCAUCGCAUGCAAACUGGAAGACAUUAUGCUGAAGGGAGAGUACUUUGUGAAUGUGUCCACCCGAAUCUGGAAUGGAACCUUUGCUGCCUUAACUUUCCAGACGUUACAGCUCUCUGCAGAGGCAAAAAUUGAUACACAUAACCCUGAGUUAUUUAUAAUUGGAGAGAAUACCCUAACUAUCCCAGUUACAAUAAUAAAGCCGGAUGAGAAAGGUGAGAUACCAGUUGGUGUUGUGAUUGGCAGUGUAUUGGCUGGACUCAUCUUGCUGUUAGUAUUGGUUGCCGUUUUGUGGAAACUUGGCUUCUUCAAGAGACAGUAUGAGAAAAUGAGACAGGAUAUGGAAGAUGUCGAUGAAAUUACAGAACUCACAAAGGACAAAGACUGA
Messenger RNA from Balearica regulorum gibbericeps (East African grey crowned-crane), 1320 nucleotides. The record is from RefSeq and is a predicted model, not a curated record. NCBI's taxonomy places the organism in Eukaryota, Metazoa, Chordata, Aves, Gruiformes, Gruidae.